Molecule: messenger RNA, 1671 nt
Organism: Chrysochloris asiatica (Cape golden mole)
Lineage: Eukaryota; Metazoa; Chordata; Mammalia; Afrosoricida; Chrysochloridae
Gene: SET
Product: SET nuclear oncogene
Exons: 8
Coding region: 324-1157 (277 amino acids)
Biological process (GO): nucleosome assembly
Cellular component (GO): chromatin; nucleus
Molecular function (GO): chromatin binding; histone binding
Source: RefSeq, a predicted model, not a curated record
GGGAGAGCGAGCAGCGAGCUAAAGCGCGGAGCGUGAGUGAGGGUGCCCAGCCGCCUGCCCGCCCGCUACCGCUGCCGCCGCCGCCUCCCUUUCGUAAGCAGGAGGCCCGGCCGGGGCCCGGCGCGUUGCUCUAGCCCCUCCCUCGUCGUCAGGCCGAGAGGGCAGCGAGAGCGAGCCAGGGGGAGGGAGAGCGAGCGCCGGGAGGAGGCGGCCGGACCGAGCGAGCGCCCGCGCGUGUGGCGUGAGGGGAAGCCGCCUGCCCGUCCCCUUCGCCUUCCCUUCUCUCCCCCCUCCCCGCUCCCCCCCCACCGCGGAGCAGCACCAUGUCGGCGCCGGCGGCCAAAGUCAGUAAAAAGGAGCUCAACUCCAACCACGACGGGGCCGACGAGACCUCAGAAAAAGAACAGCAGGAAGCAAUUGAACAUAUUGAUGAAGUACAAAAUGAAAUAGACAGACUUAAUGAACAAGCCAGUGAGGAGAUUUUGAAAGUAGAACAGAAAUAUAACAAACUCCGCCAACCAUUCUUUCAGAAGAGGUCAGAAUUGAUCGCCAAAAUUCCAAACUUUUGGGUAACAACAUUUGUCAACCAUCCACAAGUGUCUGCGUUGCUUGGGGAGGAGGAUGAAGAGGCACUGCAUUAUUUGACCAGAGUUGAAGUGACAGAAUUUGAAGAUAUUAAAUCAGGUUACAGAAUAGAUUUUUAUUUUGAUGAAAAUCCUUACUUCGAAAAUAAAGUUCUCUCCAAAGAAUUUCAUCUGAAUGAGAGUGGUGAUCCAUCCUCAAAAUCAACUGAAAUCAAAUGGAAAUCUGGAAAGGAUUUGACGAAACGCUCAAGUCAAACACAGAAUAAAGCCAGCAGGAAGAGGCAGCAUGAAGAACCAGAGAGCUUUUUUACUUGGUUUACUGAUCAUUCUGAUGCAGGUGCAGAUGAGUUAGGAGAGGUUAUCAAAGAUGAUAUUUGGCCAAAUCCAUUACAGUACUAUUUGGUUCCUGAUAUGGAUGAUGAAGAAGGGGAAGGAGAAGAAGAUGAUGAUGAUGAUGAAGAAGAAGAAGGUUUGGAAGAUAUUGACGAAGAAGGGGAUGAAGAUGAAGGAGAAGAAGAUGAAGAUGAUGAUGAGGGAGAGGAAGGAGAGGAGGAUGAAGGAGAAGAUGACUAAUAAGAACACUGAUGGAUUCCAACCUUUUUUUUUUUUUUAAUUUUCUUCAGUCCCUGGGAGCAAGUUGCAGUCUUUUUUUUUUUUUUCUUCUUUUUCUUUUCUUUUUCCCCUCUUGUGCUCAGUCGCCCUGUUCUUGAGGUCUCUUUUUCUCUCCUUUACACCAUGAUUCUCAAUUUAUUUUGGGGGUGGGGGGAAUAUCUUGAGCAGAUACAGUGGGAAAAGAAUCUCUACCCCUUUCUGUUCCCAAAUUAAUUUUUAUCCCUUCCUGUUUCAACAACUAUGGAAUCAACACACCACCGUGCUCUGUGGGAAAAAAAAAACAAACCUUCUGCUCCCUUCGCUCUGCUGGAAGCUGGAGGGUGCUAGGCCCCUGUGUAGUAGUGCAUAGAAUUCUAGCUUUUUUCCUCCUUUCUCUGUAUAUUGGGCUCAGAGAUUACACUGUGUCUCUAUGUGAAUAUGGACAGUUAGCAUUUACCAACAUGUAUCUGUCUACUUUCUCUUGUUUAAAAAAAAA